AGUUUAACCAAGGUAAAGGUACUUUUUCAUGCAAAGGCAAUGUGUGGGCUUGUAUACUGUCAUAUGUACACUAUUAACAUGUCAUCAGAAACAUCUCUGGAUGAGUCAUUAUGUAGGUGCACAACAACCUAGCCAAACUUCCCUACUACUCUACAUCCUGUGCAAAACUGGUAUGUUUGUGCUUAAAACUCAUCAAUUUUUAUCAGCGAAUUUGUCUCUGAACCUUUAUGUUCUAUCCAGUAUGCAAAGGAAUUUUGUUAAUUAUUGGAAAUUUGUAUGUUUGACAACAUUAUUACCAGCGGUUGCACAGCGGGUAGCGUGGCCGACUCGCAACUCAAGGGUUUGAUCCAGAGCUUGGAUUACUGUCUGUGUGGAGUUUCACAUAUUCUCCUAGUGUCUGUGUGGGUUUCUUCCAGGUUUUCCUGAUUUUCUCCUCCCAAAACAAGAUGUGAAUGAUUAUUUAAAUGUGUGUCUGCUCUGGUUCCACUUUGACCCUGACCAGGAAAAUGUAGUUACUGAAGAUGAAUGAAUGAAUGAAUGAUUAUUGCCAUAUGACAGCAUUUAAUUGGCCUCCUCUUACAGUAUCUGUGCCAGAGACUGAUCAUACUUUGGAUGCAGAGUAGAUUAAAGGUAGAUUUUCCACAUCCUCAUCAAGUUUGAAGGUGAGACUUUUCUUUUUAAAGCAACUUUGCAUUCCUGCCUUUUCUUAAGUUUCUUAAGACUAAAAGAUUAAGACAUGAUACCAUGCAGGUGUAUGGGUUUUAUUAUUAUUAUUAUUAUUAUUAUUAGAGUCUACAGGUAGCACUGGUAGACACUGUUUGAUGGUAGGCCUAUACUUUUGCUGUUUAUAGUCUAUUCUGCUAAGUUUUCUUAAUUUUUCACAGUACCAUUCAUUAUAGCCAGGUUGAAGGAUACACUUGGGUUUUUUUUUUUUUUUUUUGAAGAACCACUGAAGGGAAGUGCUUACUUGUCCCAUAUGUGUAUCUCAUUACAUUGAACCAUACCCCUUUUUUUAUUUAUUAAUAAUUUGUUUUAAUAUAUUCGAAUCUGUUGUGAACCUUGCUACUUGGUUGGGUUAGCUAAAUGCAGUCCAAUGCACUUUCAAGAAUGCUUGCAAUUUUCAUCAGGAAUGUAAACCAUGCUCUCACAUCUGGCUGCUCAUUCCAGAUGGGUAGCCGGUAAGGGCUUUGGCUCGGUGUGUAUUAGCCAGCUAGCCAUCAUGGUUGGGGAAGAUAGGAGCCUGAGCUGAUAAACAAUAAAAACUGGAAUACUCUCCACUGAAAACAAACUACCGCCGCUCUGUGGUUAAACUGAGCUCAACGCCAUACUGGCAGGCAUGCGGAUCCGGCUGCAGAGGUCAGGCCAUGCGGCCCUGCUUCUAUCCGAGCUUAACCGCUGCCGCCUGUCACGACUCCUCUGUGACGUGGUUCUGCAGGUUGGAGGUCGAUCGUUCCCUGCCCAUCGUGCAGUCCUUGCAUGUGCAAGCUCUCAUUUCAGCAGCUUGCUAUCUAGGGCCCCAUAUGGCCAGAGUGGCACCCCUCCCACAUUCUCUUUGGACUUCAUCUCUGCAACCAACUUUGAGAAAGUGUUGACUUUCAUUUACACGGGUGAGAUCCUCACUGAUCUGAUAGAUGUCGGUGUGCUGUACGAGUUGGCAGAACGACUGGGUGUCAGGGAGUUGGUGCGGGCUUGCCAUGCCACCUUCCCAGAUAUGAAGAGCUCAGAUGGAGAUGUGGAAACGGACAUGACCCCUGCUAUCACCAUGGCUGCCUCCAUGUGCUCUUCAUCCGUGGCAUCCUGCUCUUCUCUGUCAUCUCCUGCUGCUCCCACUCCAGUCGCACCUUCUCCCCUCCCUCUAAGCCGAGGAAACAGGGUAAACCGCGCUCACGUCCCCCCCCUCUCACUCUCCCACUCACCUAAAGCAGAGGAUGGCUUUCAGCUACAUCUGAGCUAUAACCAGCUGGCAAGCAACAAACAGAACUCAUUGGAUAACCACCACUCUCAGGCUUCUGAGAUCCUCCCAGCUCUCAAUUUGCAGCUUAAAACUGAACAGGAAGAAGAGAAAGUGGAUGGGAACCACAGCUCAGAGGAACACGUCAUCAUUAAUGGUAACAAACCAGCACUUCCUGAAGCGUGUUCCAUUCCUGACUCAUCAGCACAGGCUGGAGGGGAAUCCUGCGCACCAUCAUCAUCCUCUGGUGACCCACUGGAUAGUCUGCAGCUUAGAGUGGUUGAAGGAGGUGUUGGACUUGGGGUUGGGGCAGUCAAAGAUGCCAUUUUGUUCGGGGAAGAAGACGAUGCAGAAAAAAGGAGCCUCCAUGAUGGGCCUCCAGAGGAUGGAGAGCAAUGGAGAGCGCUGGAGGGUGAUGUAAUAGAACUGAGCGACGAUGAAGAAAAUUACAUUGAAGAAGAGGAAGACGACGAAGACCUGAUGUGCAUAGAGAAUGGCAGAAGUGGUGUCUUGGUGAAUCAGGGCCAGUUGGCACCGUCAUCACAGCCCUGUAAAACUUGUGGAGUGUUGUUACAAGCAGAUAACAGUGUCUUACGCUCUCAUGCAGAGACGCACCUGUCUGAGACCGGCAGCUGCCGGGUGUGCGGCACUUCUUUCCCCGAUCGUGGGUCCAGCAUCGCUCAUGCCCUCACACACGUUGGCAUCCUGUUGUUUUCUUGUGAGAUAUGUGAGUUGCAGUUCUGCACUGAGGCUGAACUGAUCCGGCACAGGCGCCAGUCAGUGGCCCGAUGUAUCCCUCAAAUGCCCGAGCAGUUUAACAAUGCCACUCAGGGGCCUGGAGGGGAACUGCACUGUGUUGCGUGCGCUAAAUCCAUUCCCAAGGAUUUAAAGGCGGUCAGGGAGCACGUGCAGGGUCAUGUAUGUUUACGGACGUUGCGUUGUGGUGUGUGCCAGUCAACCCAACCCACGCGAUGUGCUCUUCUGUGGCACACGCUAACACACCUCCUUGCCAUCCACUCCUGCCCACAGUGUGCCUGUCCCUUUCUGGAGCGGCCUCUACUUGACACACACUUAGCCAUGCAUGCUGAACAAGGUGGAGCAGCCAAAGAGGAUGAAGGCAGUCAGGAGAGUACAGAAGGACAGGCUGAAUUUCAGUGCUUCCUUUGUCCACAGACCUUCCCUUCAGAUGCAGCUUUCCAUUACCACCUGAGCACACAUCCAAGUGAGCCCCAAACAUGGCCGGCCAAGCGCAAGGCAGACCAGCCACUGGAAUUUUCUUCCUCUUCUUCCUCUCCCCUGGAGCCAGGGAGCAUGGGUAAGCUCAGUGGCCUGGGCUUUAACCUGGGCACAUUUAUACCAGACAAAAUGAUUCAAGCUGGUAUGCCGUUCCCUGCUGGACUUUUACAGAAUGGCAGCUCUUCUGGUUGCCCUCAAAUGGGUGCAGUUCUGAAACAGAAGUGGUACCGCUGCAGGUAUUGCGGAAAGCGUUUCGCACACUCUGGCGAGUUCACCUACCACCUUCGCAUCCACACAGGAGAGAAGCCGUACCAGUGCAAGGUGUGCCUGCGCUUUUUCCGUGGCCGCUCCACCAUGAUCUGCCACUUGAAGACGCACGCCGGCGCCCUGAUGUACCGCUGCACUGUGUGUGGCCUGUACUUCUCAACGCUGAAGAUGGUCUCGUCCCACAUGGAACUCCACAAGGACCACCUACCUCCUGACUUCAGCAUAGAGGAGACGUUCAUGUACAACGACCACUCCAAAGAGCCGGUCCCUAAUCUGGACACCUGAAAUUUCGAAUCAUGUGCCUCAGUACUUAUCUGUAACCAUUGUUGAGGACUAAGUAGAAGUAGAAGCUAUUAAAUGUUUGAUGUGAUAGAGACUGGAGAUUGAAGUAGGUACUGUUAUUGAAUUGCCACUUGGUGGCAGCAUUUAUGUAUUCUGAGGGCGCACUGACUGGACUGUUCGCGUGGAUGUGAGGUUUGAUUAUUAGUUUAGGAUUACCUCUUGAUGUUCUUCCUUCUACUCAUUCUGUAAUUAAUAUAAGCUGAAUGUAUAUAUUCUAGAGUGUUACAACAGCAUAUUGUAUCACCAGUAAAUAUGGUAGUGUAAAUGGGCAUUGUAGAAAAAAAUGGAAGAUUCAAUAAGCGGACAAAUGAGGCAGAUACAAGCCUGUGCUCUGCUUUAAUGCCCUCAUAUAGAGGGUAAUUUUUAUAGAGUUGUGUUUUACUUGGUUAUUUAUUUUUUACAUUUUAUUUCAUUCAGUAUAUUCACUCUUUUUGUAUGGUGUGUUUAAAUUCAGCACAAAGUGCUCAUUUAUUAAUCAUGUGUUCUGUAUUAAGACAGUAUCGAGCAAGGGUGAACAUAAAGCAGUCCAUCAAAUCAUAGUGUAAACAGAGUAAGGAAUAAAUCCUGUGCAGUCUGUAUAGUCCUGUGAUCUUUUUUAUAAGCUUCCCAAGUGUUCACCUUUUAUUAUAUCGUAUUUUACUGAUAAUUGGAUUGAAAUAGCCAAGAUAAAUUGACACUUUGGUAAAUUUAAAGUUUGUGUAUGCUGAAAGCAGCAGGAAAAAAGUAGCAUUUUUAAUGUCAUUUCUAAUGUCACACACUGGUGACUGGUGUAGUCAGCAAUUCCAGUGUCAGGACCAACAGUGAGUUCAGCCGUAAUAUCUCUUUUGAGAAGUGUAAAAAUGGUACCCAUGGCCUCUUUAAGUGGGCUAAUUCCACAAUGUGUAAUAUUUUUUUAAUGUGAAAGCAGUAUCUUAUCAUACAAUUUAAGAUCUAUAACUAUUUAUUUAUUUAUAGCUUUUUAUGUUGAUACAUUAUAUUUUGUAAGGAGUGUUUUCAUUAUAAAUAGAAGCAUAUUACUUUGUUCUAGACUGUAUUUGUUUUGUAUGUGUUCUGAAUAAAAUUGAGCUGGCA
Molecule: messenger RNA, 4867 nt
Organism: Ictalurus furcatus (blue catfish)
Lineage: Eukaryota; Metazoa; Chordata; Actinopteri; Siluriformes; Ictaluridae
Product: zinc finger and BTB domain-containing protein 39
Exons: 3
Coding region: 1337-3739 (800 amino acids)
Biological process (GO): regulation of immune system process; negative regulation of transcription by RNA polymerase II; regulation of cytokine production
Molecular function (GO): protein binding
Source: RefSeq, a predicted model, not a curated record